Messenger RNA from Westerdykella ornata, 1525 nucleotides. RefSeq lists its product as uncharacterized. The record is from RefSeq and is a predicted model, not a curated record. The transcript has a single exon. The coding region runs from base 178 to 1428 and encodes 416 amino acids. Lineage: Eukaryota; Fungi; Ascomycota; Dothideomycetes; Pleosporales; Sporormiaceae. Gene Ontology annotation, molecular function: protein binding.
GCUCGAACCUACCUACACGAGUGCGACGUCGAAUUCAAGCUACCUCUCAUACAGCCGACGAUUCCUACGGAUACUUUUUAUUGCGUGUCUGACCCUCCAGGCUACACCCGAACUCCACCUCCAUCUACUCCAGCAGCACAGUCACACCAGUACUCCCCUCACGUCGUCAGUGUCAAUAUGUUCAAAAAACUAAAAGAGAAGAUCAAGGGCGAGGAAGGCUCUCUCUCAACAUCAUCAUCGUCCAGCCAACAGCAGCAAAGCCAGUUCCAUCCAAGUAAUCCGUACUAUGUUCCCCCUCCAUCCAGUCAGCAGCAACAUGCUGGUUGGCCUCCGAGUGCAGCACCGCCUAAUCCUGGGUCUGCUUCAACAUCUCAGUACUACCCACCGCCUGGCCUUAUCUCGUCGAGUGGAUAUGCACCGCCUCCCGGCCCACCGCCAAACCACUCUUCCUCCCCUUCUCAACCCUCCUACGCCCCUCCCCCAGGCCCACCACCCUCCCAUCCCACCCAACAACCGCAACCACCCCCCUACCACGACUGGACCAUCAUCCCAGACACCUCUCUCCUCCCCCCACCCCCCUCCAUCGGCUACGACACCUCACCCACGGCCAACGCCACCGAAGCCGACAGCGCCCGCGCCCUCGCCUGGACCCAAGCCAACCCUCUCUGGCCACCAAACCCCAACCUGACGCCCGACCAACGCGCCGCCAUCCAAGCCGGCAAACUCGCGCUGCUGAGACCGCCCACGUUCACGGGGGACCUGGUCCCCCAAGCCCGCGCCGGCGUCUGGAAAUGCAGAUCCAACGGUAAUUGUCCCGAUUCGGCGCUCCUGACCAGUCUGCCUGCAUACGCGGUGAAUUGGGAUUCUCCGCUGCGCACGGGACGGCCGAAGACGAUCUACUUCGAGGUCAAGGUCACGGGUAUUGGGCAUGGCCAUGGACGCAGUGGUCGGUGGGCGAGUCUAGCGGAGGCGGAGGCGGGCGUGGCGAUUGGGUUCGUCGCGCCGCCGUAUCCCACGUUCCGGCUUCCGGGGUGGGAGCGCGCGAGUCUGGCGGUCCAUGGGGACGACGGGAGAAAGUAUGUUAAUGAUCGGUAUGGGGGUGUGGAUUUCACUACCGCGUUUCGGCCGGGGGAUGUCGUGGGGAUUGGGAUGAGGUUCGCGUUGCCGGAGAGGCCGCCGGCGUAUGAGGAGCAACAGCAGCAGCGGCAGCAGGGUGGGGGCAAGGUGCUGGAUAUCGAGGUUUUUUUCACGAGGAAUGGGAUCAGGGAGAAGGCGUGGGAUGGGAAUGAGGAGUUGGAUCAGAGGUGUGUUGGGGGCAAUGUGGGGAUUCGCGGGGAAUGCGAUUUGUAUCCUGCAGUGGGCGUGUUUGGGGGCGUGGAGUUUGAGGUGGUGUUUUCGCCUGAGGGGUGGGUGUUUAAUCCUUAUUGACGGGGAGGGGGUUCGUGAGAUGGCAAGAAUGUGUGGUCGACCGUGUAGUGUUGGUAUCAUUGUAGUGUUGGUAUGAUUCAAUAUAGAUGUAUGCAUG